ACAUGGGGGUGAAUAAAUGGUGUCAGAAUUUAAUUUUUCGUUUAUGCCCAAAAAUGAUCGAUAUAUUUAUGUGCGCUGAAUAUAUCUAAUGUGAGCUUUAUUGUAUGUUUUGCGGGAAUUCUUUUUUUUUCUCCUGAAUUAUAAGCUUGAAGAUGUGAAAUGUGUGGAAAAUGUGACAUCAUUCGUGUCCUGUCAGCCAAACCCCCCGAGAGGUUUGAUAAUGUUGUGGGAGCCCAACAACAUAUCACACAAUUGAACUACGAUGUUUUUUUAUCUGGAUAUGACAGCCGCCGUGCAUGCCUACAUUUUUUUAUGAUUCCUCCAAGUCAACAUGAAAUCCAAAUGCAAAAUGGACAUUAUUUACUUUAAGUUGUAAAAGGCGUCUCCUCUGCCUCUAAGCAAAAUGCCUUAUGGGAUUUAUCCUCAGCAAAACUGACAUCCUAUUACAUUCCGAAAGUUGUGGACCAAGGAUUAGAAGCUGUGUUUUCUAUGAAAAGAUUUUAUACCAAAUCUGCUGGAGCAGACCAUUUCUGGAUUGCAAACCUGCCGUCCUCGUCUCCAGAAUUAACUCACCGACCGUCCCACAGGGUGACUGCCUAUCAUGAGAUUCCGAAUUUACAAACGAAAGGUGGUAAUACUGACGUUAGUGGUCAUAAUCGGUGGAUUUGCCGUCUGGAAUAGUGGUAAGAUGAAGAAGGCAAGCACUGCUGUGGUUCCUAAAGAGGCGGAGACCGUUAAAAGGAUUAGCGGAAGUAGUCAGGUACAGGUCACGAUACCGGUAACUCGGAAACCAGUCAACGAGACGCUUCCAGAAAAACAACCAGCUGCCAAACCUGAAGUGGAAAACACUACUCAGGUGUACAGAGGGAUUGUGUUUCAACUCAACUUUGACCAGACCUUGAGAAACGAGGACAAGUUUCGGUCAGUGCGACAGAAGGAUGACCUCGUCGUAGUUGUUCAGGUGCACAACCGUCCAGAAUACCUGCGACUCUUGGUGGAUAGUUUGAGAAAGGCAGAGGGCAUUGAGAAUGUUUUGCUGAUAUUCAGCCAUGACUUCUGGUCCCCAGAGAUCAACCAGAUAGUCACCUCCAUUGACUUCUGUCUUGUCCUUCAAAUCUUCUUCCCGUUUAGUAUCCAGCUCUAUCCUCAAGAGUUCCCAGGGAAUGAUCCAAGAGACUGUCCCCGAGACAUAUCCAAGAAAGAUGCCUUAACGUUAGGCUGCAUAAACGCAGAGUACCCAGACUCCUUCGGCCACUAUCGAGAAGCCAAGUUCUCUCAGACCAAACACCACUGGUGGUGGAAGCUGCACUUUGUUUGGGAUAGAGUCCGGGUGUUGAAAGACCACCAAGGGCUCGUGUUGCUCAUUGAAGAGGACCACUACCUCGCCCCCGAUUUUUAUCAGCUUCUCAAGCUGAUGGCGUCGCUAAAGAAAGAGCAGUGUCCCGAUUGUGAUAUCCUGUCUUUGGGAAGCUACGGGCACAUCAGCUAUUCCAGCAAAACCAACAAAGUUGAGGUGAAAGCAUGGAAGUCCACUGAGCACAACAUGGGCAUGGCGCUAAGCCGAAAUGCGUACCAGAAGCUCCUCCGAUGCACCGAUGCCUUCUGCACCUACGACGACUACAACUGGGACUGGUCUUUGCAGCACCUUACCGUGACUUGUUUGCCCACGUUCCUGAAGGUCAUGGUCUGCGAGGCACCUCGCAUUUUCCACGCCGGCGAUUGUGGUAUGCACCACAAAAAGUCAGCUUGCAUGCCGACUAGCCAGAAGACAAAGAUCGAAAACAUUCUUCAGAUCAGCAGGAAUCAGCUGUUCCCAAAACAGUUGCUUAUCACAAAUAGACUGCCUGCAUUGGGGGCCAAAGGUGUGGCCCCCCAUGUCAAAAAUGGAGGUUGGGGCGACAUCAGGGACCAUGAACUCUGCAAGAGCUAUCUUCGAUUACAGUGACCGUUUAUUCUCGCUUUUUCGUUGUUUUUGCAUCCUCUAAUGAAAGCCUUUGAGAAUUCUUUAUGGACUAUUUCAUCAUAUUGCCUGUUUUAUUGAAAUAUUCCAAAUGAUAAAAAAAAGUAUGUGACGAUUGGAUUCGGUGGUUAUGAGCAUCAUUUAAGUAUUAUCUGAAGUAUUGUCAUCGUUGUCUCUAGGGCUGGGCAAUAUAUUGGAUGAUCGGAAUAUAUUUGCGAUGAUUUUGCUGUUGAUAUGAAAGUAAACAACAUUGUAAAUAUUGCAAUGAUUCGAAAUUAUUUUGAUUGGGCCAUCAACUUUCCAUAAGAUUGUGUUAUUUCCCAACAUUUCUAGCACCCUAGACGGAAUUGCAAAAAUAAAAAUUGUUUUCAUACCACUUUCCGAAAACGACUAGUGGGAUAUUCCCACUACCAGUUCAUGUCAUUGGUGGAGGCAAUACUGUUGUGUCGGACUGCAAGGGCUGGUCAGAACAGGAAUUUUUGUAGCUCCACAGAGACACGGUGUUUACAAAUAAUGAACCUAUGAAUGUCUUAUAGUUAGAGAUGUCACUGCAUAUUAAGUUGGGAUUGGAGAAAGUAUUUUAACAUCGAAAAAGUCACACACUUCAGCUUUUAAUUAUUUUUAGCUAAAUGGUUGGUUUUUUAUUUUUAAACCAUUUUUAGAGCAAAUGCAUACAUAUGGAGAUCUAUAUCAAAUAUCGUCAAAGGCUGUAUUCAUUUUAAAGCUAUAUCGCUCAGCCCUAGUUGUCACUUCUUUUGAGAUUAUAGCAUUUUUGUGCCAUUUUAAAGCCUUUUUUUUGUAUGCAUAAUUUUCAUAUCUGUAAAAAGCAUGCAACUUUCUUCUGAAAUAUAUACAGUAUGUGUGUGUGUGUGUGUAUAUAUACAUACCUGCUGACAAAAUACAUGGAAUGUUUACUUUUGAUCUGUUUUUGACAUUCUGUUAAAUAGUAUGCUGAACUACUGGGCUAUUUUUGAUAUGCAGAUGAACUAUUUUAUAUUUGCUUGAACGUGACUGACCAUUUUAAAGGUGUAGCCUUUGAAGUUUUGCUUCAUAUUGAACAUAUUCAAGUAUUGGAAUGGUUUUAAAGCUUUUGCAAGACAUUAAAAUUGCCUUUUCCUCAU
Molecule: messenger RNA, 3081 nt
Organism: Xyrauchen texanus (razorback sucker)
Lineage: Eukaryota; Metazoa; Chordata; Actinopteri; Cypriniformes; Catostomidae
Product: alpha-1,6-mannosyl-glycoprotein 2-beta-N-acetylglucosaminyltransferase-like
Exons: 3
Coding region: 602-1945 (447 amino acids)
Biological process (GO): oligosaccharide biosynthetic process; protein N-linked glycosylation
Cellular component (GO): Golgi membrane; Golgi stack
Molecular function (GO): alpha-1,6-mannosylglycoprotein 2-beta-N-acetylglucosaminyltransferase activity
Source: RefSeq, a predicted model, not a curated record